Leptomonas pyrrhocoris is the source of this 357-nucleotide messenger RNA. RefSeq lists its product as hypothetical. The record is from RefSeq and is a predicted model, not a curated record. The transcript has a single exon. The coding region runs from base 1 to 357 and encodes 118 amino acids. NCBI's taxonomy places the organism in Eukaryota, Euglenozoa, Kinetoplastea, Trypanosomatida, Trypanosomatidae.
AUGAUGCGCAAAGAAGUUCGCUGUCAUGAAAAUGCCACAGUCGUCGCUGUCGCGUGCCUGACGCUGGCAAGGGCAAAAUUCCAGCUCUAUCGCAGGCCAGAUGCGACGGACCCGCUUCCACAAAUCUCUGUGAACCGCCCAAGACGGCGCAGAGUCGAAGAUCCGGAGAAGCAGUCCCUCGCCUGUUCCAUCACAAGACGCACUGGAGAGGAUGCCUGCGAUCCAGUGGUGGUGGCUAAAGAGGGGGACAUACAAUGUGCCGUGCGCCAUCAGGCGGGCUUCGAUCUUCCGCUUGAGGGCAGAGACAGCGGGGUUGGAGAGGGGGUCAAGGACACCACGUGGCGCAAGGUCGGGUAA